This is a messenger RNA of Lathyrus sativus (Indian pea), 1230 nucleotides long. NCBI's taxonomy places the organism in Eukaryota, Viridiplantae, Streptophyta, Magnoliopsida, Fabales, Fabaceae. The record is from the annotation of a GenBank genome assembly.
AUGGGCAUAAAUUUUUUCAUUAUUUCCUCUAUCCUAACCUCAACAUUCUUCUUAUUCUUCUUUGUUGUUUACAUUCCAACCAAAAAACUAAGCACACCAAUAACCUCAAACAUUUUCCCUCAAAAUCCAACAAUCCAAAACUUCAACAUCUCAAACACAAACAAAACAUAUCCAAUCACUUUCGCAUACUUAAUUUCAGGCUCAAAAGGAGACUCCAUGAAGAUCAAAAGAUUGUUGAAGGCUUUGUAUCAUCCAGGAAAUUACUACCUAAUUCAUAUGGAUCAUGGUGCACCAAAGAAAGAUCAUAGAGAUUUGUUUGAAUAUGUGAGCAAUGAAGGUGUUUUUGGUGAAGUUGGAAAUGUUUGGAUUGUGAAAAAAAGCAAUUUUGUUACAUAUAAAGGUCCAACUAUGCUUUCUACAACUCUUCAUGCAAUGGCUAUUCUUCUUAGGAGAUGUCAAUGGGAUUGGUUUAUUAAUCUUAGUGCUUCUGAUUAUCCUUUGCUAACACAAGAUGAUCUGAUCCAAGGCUUUUCUGGGGUGCCAAAGGAUAUUAAUUUCAUUCACCAUAGCAGUCAUUUGGGUUGGAAAUUCAAUAAGAGAGGGAAGCCAAUAUUUAUAGAUCCAGCCCUUUAUAGCAAAAAGAAAUCAGAGAUUUGGCAGGUUAGUAAGCAGAGGAGUCUUCCAACAGCUUUUAAACUCUACACAGGUUCAGCUUGGACAAUGCUAUCAAGAUCUUUUGUUGAGUAUUGCAUCAUAGGCUGGGAAAAUUUGCCAAGAACCCUACUUCUCUACUACACAAAUUUUGUGUCAUCACCAGAAGGAUAUUUCCAAACAGUUAUAUGCAAUUCUAAACACUACAAAAACACAACAGCCAAUAGUGAUCUACACUACAUUACUUGGGACAAUCCUCCAAAACAACAUCCAAAAUCUCUAACACUCAAAGAUUAUAAGAAAAUGGUUUUGAGCAAUCGUCCAUUUGCUAGAAAGUUCAAGAAAAAUGAUAGCGUGCUUGAUAAAAUUGAUAGAGAGCUUCUGAGAAGAAAUCGAGGACAAUUUUCUUAUGGAGGAUGGUGUUCAUCAUUGUCACAAGGUGGAAAGUACAGAUCAUGUCAUGGUUUGAAAAUUGAGAAUUAUGGUGUUCUUAAACCUAGUUUGGCCUCAAAAAAGUUGAAAAGUAUGCUCUCAAAUAUUCUUUCAUUUAAGAAUUUUCAUAAACAACAAUGUCGAUAA